UGGGAAAGAGGGCGGUGUUCGGGGAAGCUGGCUGGUGCAGGCACUCGGAAGUGCCGAGAGAGGGGUGUUGGGAACUCGUGGCGCGCGUGAACGUCGCGGUCGCCGCCGCCCGGGACAGCCCCGGAGAGCAUGAAGAGGAACUGGACCAGGAAUUUGAGUUGGAGGCUGACGCUUUCUUUGGAGGACUAAAGAAGGACCCAACCGAUUUUGAGUGGAGCUUCUGGAUGGAAUGGGCGAAGCAGAGACUGGUGUGGCUCUUCCUUGGCCAUAUGGUAGUGUCUCAAAUGGCCACACUGCUUGUAAGGAAGCACAGACCCUGGAUUCUCAUGGUCUAUGGGAUGUGGGCCUGCUGGAGUGUGCUGGGGGUCCCUGGUGUGGCCAUGGUGUUCCUGCACACCGUCAUCGCCUUCUGUGUGGCCCAGUUCCGGUCGCUGCUCCUGUCAUGGCUCUGUUCUCUCCUGCUGCUCUCCACACUGAGGCUGCAAGGUGUAGAGGAAGUUAAGAGAAGGUGGUACAAGACAGAURAUGAGUACGACUUGCUGCACUUCACGCUGACGGUUCGCUGCCUGUGCUACACCAGCUUCAGCCUCGAGUUCUGCUGGCAGCAGCUGCCUGCAGCCCGGGCCUCCUACUCCUUCCCCUGGGUGCUGGCCUAUGUCUUUUACUAUCCGGUCUUCCACAACGGGCCCAUCCUCACCUUCCCGGACUUCGUCAAACAGAUGCAGCAGCAAGAACUCCCCUCCCUGAGGGACAGCCUCUAUGUCCUUGUCCGGGGCCUGGGCCGCCUUCUCUGCUGGUGGGGGCUGGCUGAGCUGAUGGCUCGCCUCAUGUACAUGCAUGCCAUCUACAGCAGCAUCCCCCUUCUGGAGACUGUCUCUUCUUGGACCUUAGGAGGACUGGCGUUGGCCCAAGUGCUCUUCUUCUAUGUGAAGUACUUGGUGCUCUUUGGUGUCCCGGCUCUGCUCAUGCGCCUGGAUGGACUCAACCCACCGCCCCUCCCCCGCUGCGUGAGCACCAUGUUCAGCUUCACCGGGAUGUGGAGGCAUUUUGAUGUUGGACUACAUAAUUUCUUAAUCAGGUAUGUGUACAUUCCACUGGGUGGGUCCCAGCAUGGCCUGUUGUGGAUGCUCUUUUCCACUGCAAUCACGUUUGCAUUUGUGAGCUUCUGGCAUGGUGGUUAUGACUACCUCUGGUGCUGGGCAGCACUCAACUGGCUGGGAAUCACCGUGGAGAAUGGAGUCCGGAGGCUGGUGGAGAAGCCCUGCAUCCGGGACAGUUUGGCUCGACACCUCUCCCCACAAGCUCGCCGUCGACUGCAUGCUGCCCUUGCGUCUUGUGCCACCUCAAUGCUGAUCCUGUUCAACCUGGUGUUUCUUGGGGGMAAUCAAGUUGGGAAAACCUACUGGGAUAGGAUCUUCAUACAAGGCUGGCCGUGGGUGACCCUCUCUGUCCUGGGAUUCCUGUAUUGCUAUUCCCAUGUGGGCAUUGCCUGGGAACAGACAUAUACCAUGGACUAGUGCCACCAGGCCCAGGCCAACAUCCAAAGCAAAUGGUACUUCACCGUGACCUCUUACUCUAAGAUAAUCUCCAAGGGAUUAUCUCCUGCUCAUCUUCUGUUGAAGAUACCUCACUUCAAGACUGGCAGCUUAAGCUCUCAUAGAAAUUUUACAACCAGACUAUCUUCUGACUUCUG
Urocitellus parryii (Arctic ground squirrel) is the source of this 1693-nucleotide messenger RNA. The record is from RefSeq and is a predicted model, not a curated record. NCBI's taxonomy places the organism in Eukaryota, Metazoa, Chordata, Mammalia, Rodentia, Sciuridae.